AAGGACCGCUGCCGGGACAGGCGUCCGCGGAGAGCACCGAGAGCUGCGCAUGCGCACUUAACGCGGCGGGCCCUAGCAACCGGAGCAGUGACAGUAGCAACCGCCGGAAUGGCAAAAGCAACAACAAUCAAAGAAGCCCUAGCCAGAUGGGAAGAGAAAACUGGUCAGAGGCCAUCUGAAACCAAAGAGAUAAAACUUUAUGCCCAGAUUCCCCCAAUAGAGAAGAUGGAUGCAUCCUUGUCCACACUGGCUAAUUGCGAGAAGCUUUCACUGUCUACAAACUGCAUUGAAAAAAUUGCCAAUCUGAAUGGCUUAAAAAACUUGAGGAUAUUGUCUCUAGGAAGAAACAACAUAAAGAACUUAAAUGGACUGGAAGCAGUAGGAGAGACGUUAGAGGAAUUGUGGAUCUCCUAUAAUUUUAUUGAGAAGUUGAAAGGAAUCCAUGUAAUGAAGAAAUUGAAGAUUCUCUAUAUGUCUAAUAACCUGGUGAAAGAAUGGGCUGAAUUUGUGAAGCUGGCGGAACUGCCCUGCCUUGAAGACCUGGUGUUUGUAGGCAAUCCCUUGGAAGAAAAGCAUUCUGCUGAGGGCAACUGGAUUGAAGAGGCAACCAAGAGAGUGCCCAGACUGAAAAAGCUGGAUGGUACUCCAGUAAUUAAAGGGGAUGAGGAAGAAGAAAAUUAAUGCCAUAUUUUCCACAUAGUGUUAACUUAUUUAAAUGUAAUGAGAACAAUAGAUAAGUUUUGUAUAAUUGUCUAUUUUAAAGAUUCUGUGUGGGGCAAAAAGUUCCUAAGCUAAAACAAAUCUCUCCCCUACAUCCUUUUAAAAACCUAUUUGGUGUUGCUUCCCCAAACCGUGACACCAACUUUAUAUAGUCUAGUUCUUGUUUUCAAAAUUACAAAUUUUCCAUCUUUGUCUUCAGUCCCAAUUAUAUAUUACGUGGCCCCAUCUACUGAUAUUUGUAGACCAGUCAUUUUUAAUAGCAAAGGAACAAAUGUUCUUUAUUCAAUUAGUUUACUAUUUUUAGACUGGGCAUUUUAAAAGAUACACUUUUGAAUCUGUAGAAGGUCCAUCUCCUUACAACAUGAACGUAUCAUGCCUUUGGUUUAGAAGGCAGCAUGGUGAUGGGAAGAGUUCCUCUCAGAACUGCAGCACAGCCCUGGAACCAAGUCCCAGUUGGAAACACUAUGGUGAAAAAGGGAAGAUUAAUAUCUUGGAGGCCUUCUAGCUCAUGUUAUAUUUACUUACUUGCUUUUCCAAAAAUGUGUACUUUGUCAACUGGAAUUUAGGUUGUCUUUAUAUACAUGACCACUUGAGUCACUGUGUACAAUCAAUCAUUCUGUGAUCAAGGUCAGUGGUUAAAAUGACUCUCAUGAUCACUUCUUUGACCAGAAACGUGGCCAUGUUACUCAGGUAGGCCUGAUCUUAAGCAUACUUUUUGGUUUAUAGUUCUUUAUAUGUUUAAAGCAGUGGUCAGUAGUCCUAGCCUAAAUAUAGACCAUUGAUAUACAUCAAAAUUUGUCCCAGUUAUUUGGUCUAAUGACCCCAUUGUUAUGGUUAGAAGGGUACAGACUUAAAUAUUGAAUUUGAUAUUUCUCAAUAAAAUGAAGCUUAGUAUUUCAAAUAUAUUUUUUGAGAAGUUCUAGGUUAAACAGCUUGUAGAGUGUAUCAUGUAAGUGAUUGUAGAGGGAAAAGAGAAGAGAUGUUUCAGUAUGGGAUCCCAGGCAAAUGGCAGUAUGUUUGAGGAUUGCCUUCUAUAUGAAGCAUUAUGGAUGACUUAACCUCAAAACUGCAAAGCAAUAGUUAGAUGCAGAAAUUAGGAGUUGUCAUUCAAGAAAAUUUUUUUUCUGGAAAAUGCAAGAUAUUAUCAGUAACCAGAGGAAGUCCAUAGCAGGCCAUGACUGAAUCACUAAUAAAUUACAGAAGUCAGGGGCCCCCUGCCAAAUUGUGCCUAAAGUCUCUCAACCAGAGACUGUUAAUUCUUGUUUCCCCAUCUACUUGUGUGAUUUUAUUUACAUGAAAUCACAGCGAAAGAGGGGAGACACUUUUUUUAAAAAGUGAUUGAAUAAGUAGCCCUAGGUUUCAGAAAUUUACUGCUACAAUUUAAGUAGGAAUUACUUGGUUCUUUAAGAAUCAGUCUGAUCAAAAGGGACCACUGCUUUGACAAUCAACUCUAAAUCCAAACAAGAAGAAUACUUAGUCUAACACUUUUUUAGCUCCUUUUAGCUCUUCCUUUCAAUUUUUUUGGAAGAAACCUUUACCCUGACUGGCUUAUACAUACAAAGCCUUUGGCAUUCCUUUUAUGAACCAGACACAUUGAACCUUCAUUCUCCUUGGUGAUGUUUAAAGCCUUUAAGCUGAGAGGGAAAACCAUCUUCUUCAUUUGUAGUUUGCACUUCAUUCAGUAGGCAAUCUGGAAGCCAUGUUGCUAUAUAUGGGUAUAUUUUCUAAAGGUUACUAUAAAAGUGAACAUAAUAGAAAAUGGAUGACUUUGUAUUGAAUUUAUGCAGUGGUACAGUUUUAGUGUUUGGUUUUUCUGAAUUAUGUAAUACAAGAAUUAAUUUUCUCUUAAUCUCCUCAUCUUUCAAUCACUGGUAGAUAUCAUAGAAACGCAAGGUGGUUUAUCCAUUUCACACGAAAUUCAUAUUCAGUUCUACUCAAGUCUUCCAAUGACUUUUAUGCAUCCCUUUCCCUAGAAUUAAAGCCAGAAUUCAUGCAGUUAGAAAAUGGAAGUUUGGAUGUAUGAAGGUUCAGGAUAUUCUUUCAAAUCAUUCCUUAAAUCAACCCUUACUGAUGCAAAUUUAGUUGAUAUUAAAUGCCUUUGGUUUUAUGCCUCUUAGAUAUUUGACCUAGUUGGAACAGAUGCUAUCUGUGCUCCUCUAUUAGUGAAUCAUUUAAAUUUCUUUAAAUGAUGGUAGAGCUCUGGAAUAGUCUAGUAUUUUAAUUUUUCACAGUGAAUUUUAUUUUAGUCUAUCAAGGAAUUCAACGUUUUUACCUUCCCUAAUUCUAAGCUUAUGACUUACCCCUUGUCAGAUCUUGAAACAUAAUAUGUUCUGUUCAUAGGCGUUUCUUCCUUUAAAUCAGAGGUUCGCAGCCUUGCCACUAUUUCCAUUUUGGCCUAUAUAAUUAAUUGUUGUGGGUGGCCAUCCUGUAUAUUAUGAAAAUAUUCAGCAUCCCUGGCCGGGAUAGAUGCCAGUAGCUCCCCCUUCCCAGUUGUGACAACAAAAGAUGUCACCAGACUUUGCUAUCUGGCCCUUGGGCAAAAAGUAGGAAGACAUUCUCCUGUGGUUAAAAACCAGUGUUUUUUGCUCUGGUUCUUUUUGUCCCGGGUCCAUUUAUUUUUCAUUCUAAGGCCAUGUGCCACUGGAAUUGUUAUAUGAGAGAAUGUGCUGUUUUUAAUAAUGUGGGAGGAAAUGGCCAGUAAUGUUUUCCAUUUUUGUAAUGCUCAUUCUCAUAAGUUUCACAUAGUAUUAGAAACUCAGGGCUGGAAGGUUCAGCUUAUCUUUUUUCAACAGGGUCUCAGCUUUUAUUUCUUAGCAUCCUUGCUUUUUAAGGACAGUGAUUAUUAACCUACCUCUCUGUUACUAUCAACAGAAUCCAACUUGUCUCUAAAGUUUAAUAUUUUGCAUAUACUUUAGAAAAUAUAUAAUCAUUGUCUAAUGCACAAAUUUUUGCAGACUAUAACCAUCAUUAAAUACAGAAAAAAAUAUUACGUAAAAUUUAUCAUGAAAAUUAGGUUGUACAAACAUUGAUUUUGAGUGUGACCAGAAGAAUGUCUGCCUGCUCAUGGUAACUGGUCGAUAACUUGGUAUGUUUACUGGAUCCAUUCCACAUGAAAAGGUUGUAGAAGACACUUAAAUGUGGUUCUUGAGUGGGAAUUUCCACUUGAAUGAGUACUUCUGAAACUUUUUGCCAGUGGUCUGAAAGCAUAGGAGGCAUGAGAAAUGAAUCUUGAGUGUUUUCUGAUUCUCAGAGUUGGUAAUAUGUAAAUAGAGUUGGAAUCUUCUACCUGGGUUUGUCUUAGAACUAAAUGGAAAAGCAUAGGGCCAGCUCAGAUGGUUGUAUUUAAUCAAUUGCUUUUAAAAAUUGGGGAGAAGUGUCAAAGCAUUGAUCAUGAGUAGUUAGUGCCUCUCUGACUGUGGUCAGACCAUUAGUUCAUUAAGACCUUAUACAUUGUUAAGUAUUGGUAAAAGGAGAAAACUGCUAAACUGCUAGUUAUCCCUUACCAGAAAUUCAUUCCUUUGAAUUUGGCACACACUUUCUUUAUUUGGGCUGUUUAAUGUGUCUGUAAAUAAUGAAACAAGAUUCAGUAUAGCAGAGUUGGUGCUGCUUCAGACACAACUAAUGUGACCACAUUCCUUUGUCUUUACUCCAGCAUGUCUUACUGCUUUCUUUUUGUAAAAUUAUAAAAUAGGUGAAAUUUUUUAAAAAUUAAGAAUUAUAUGUUUAAAAACACUGAACUUUUAGAAAUAUCUAUAUCUCUAUUCCUACCUACUUGUGACUAUAAAGGAAGGACACUGAAAGGAAGAACUAGACUGAGUCUUAAUCUUCUUCUAAGACAAAUUGGUAAAACUUCACUCAACACUUGAAGUCCACAAUUGGAUUCUAGCUAAUAUCCCAUAUUGGGCAGAUUAGAGGGAACCAACCAAAUUAUGAUCUAGCAAAUUUAACUUGGGGGUGGGAGAGAGAAAACUAUUUUUCAAUAGAUUUGCACUUUAAAAUUAUGAACUGGAUGUUAGUGGAAAGUACUUCCAAAGGACAGGUGGAUAAAUACUUAACCUGUACAUAGAGUUAAGAGAAUCAAACCUCACCCUUGCUCAUUCUAAGCCCACAUGAGCAGCUGCUGUCUGUCUGUGUAAUCAGUCAGGAUUUCCCAGUUUCCAUGCUUGGGUCAUCAUCUUCCAUGUCUGCUACAUCUGAGAUCAUCCCUCUGAGGAUGUGUCAAGUAAUUCUGCUCAGAUAGAAACUUUGUGAGUUAUCUUUCCCACAUCUAGUUUUUAAAAAUUAAUUUAGAUGUUGACUAAAUGAAGUUGUGGCGAAGUUUUUCUGAGGUGCUACUGCCUCAAGGGAUCACUCCUAUCAAAAGACUGGUGAAUUUGAAGCUGAAGAGAAUCUACUUAUAGCCAGCUACUUCUCCCAGGUUAUGUGUUAUGAGUGUGAGCGUCAUUCUGGUCUUUUGCUUCUAGAAGCCACUCCAUUCUGAACAUUUUGACAUCUAUUAAUACUCCAGUAAUAAUCUUUUAUACAUGGGAGUUUUGUAGCAUGACUUUAUGACUAAACUUAUUGUGUGUUAAAUUAUUUAGAAAUAUUGAGUUUCUGAAUGUUAUUUUGUGAGACUUGUUUUAAAAUAGUAAUAAAUUGUGUUAUUUUAUAAAUA
This is a messenger RNA of Ictidomys tridecemlineatus (thirteen-lined ground squirrel), 5374 nucleotides long. It is a transcript of the gene Dnal1, whose product is annotated as dynein axonemal light chain 1. Gene Ontology annotation, biological process: outer dynein arm assembly. Gene Ontology annotation, molecular function: dynein heavy chain binding; alpha-tubulin binding. Gene Ontology annotation, cellular component: cytoplasm. NCBI's taxonomy places the organism in Eukaryota, Metazoa, Chordata, Mammalia, Rodentia, Sciuridae. The record is from RefSeq and is a predicted model, not a curated record.